Messenger RNA from Penicillium coprophilum, 2013 nucleotides. RefSeq lists its product as uncharacterized. The record is from RefSeq and is a predicted model, not a curated record. The coding region runs from base 1 to 2013 and encodes 670 amino acids. Lineage: Eukaryota; Fungi; Ascomycota; Eurotiomycetes; Eurotiales; Aspergillaceae. The transcript has 3 exons.
AUGUUCAGCUUCAACCGCCCAGAUGACCCAGACGCAAACGAGAAGCCUAGUCUGCUCACGAGUUUUACACUCAAAGGAUGGCUAUCGAACAACAAAACGAAAACAGACCCAGAUGAUUCGAGUACAAACUCCCCUCAUGGUCGCGCCUGGAUCAAGGGUGUAGUGAUAUGCGCACGGGUUAUUACGAUCAUUCUGGCCAUAAAUAUCACCAUGGCAAUCACUGCCGUGGGCCUUGCCUAUUCAAAGAAUCGCGAACAAGAUUUCUCCUUCGCGGCGGUAUAUACUGGAAAAUGCUCCCUUGCUAAGAAUUGGAUGACGGGGCUACACCUUAUAAUCAAUAUCCUCAGCACGGUCUUGUUAGGAGCGAGUAACUACUGCAUGCAAUGUCUUGCGUCGCCGUCUCGGGCGCAAGUUGAUAAAGCUCAUAGCAAGCGCGUUUGGGUGCCUAUUGGAGUCCCAAAUAUCUGGGGCUUGCUUUGGAGCGAUCGGGGAAAGAGACAGCUGCUUGGGUGGAUGUUGCUGGCUACCUCACUCCCAAUUCAUUUGAUUUAUAACUCCGCUAUUUUCUUAUCAAACAGCCCGACCGAUUAUACGGUCCUAAUAGCACCCCCUGGUCCGAUGAACGGAACUGGAUCGGAGGGUUGGAAUAGUUGCUUCAAUGCUACCGUUGGCCUGGAUAUAGAAACAGUUAGGGCUGAGAUGAGCCGUUCAGAUCUGAAGAAACUUUCAGUGAAAGAUUGCAUUGAUACUUUUGCGCAAGACUUUGUAUCCGGGCAAAGGAUGGUCAUUUUGGUGACAGAGGAUCCAAUAUCAGACGGUGAGCCUUUGGCAUUCAUGGGACUGACAGAUCCCUUUGACUUCGAUCAUGUCGGCAGUUCCUUCUAUACGAUCAACAGGGGCUUUGAUUGGAUGUGUAGUGAAGAAGAUGUCUGCAGCAAGGAUUUUGUGCAUGAUAUGGUGAAAGGGAAGGAAUGGAACGUCCAGCCACUUACAGUGUAUACUCUAGAGGCAGAGGUACAGGUGCCUACCGAGAAUGGGUUCCAGAAUCUUUCUUGGCCAUUCUAUCCUGAAGAUUACCAGACUCCAGAUAUGGAACGCUUGAACGAAGUUCUGCAACAAGCUAGGCACGAGGGCGAGGUGCAAGCUGCACUCCAUGAUCCCUCGAGUUGGUCCAACGCUUCCUUCCCCGGAAAUGUCACGGUCUUUCGAUAUUCGUUUCAAUGUCCUGAGUAUUCUGGACUCGGCAGAAUGGAGCAGAAAGUUCGGAUUAAGCACUGUUUGACAGUUCCUAAGGACGAGUCCUGCCGACUGAUGUUUAGCCUGCCAAUCUGCCUGGUUGUCAUUAUGUGUAACUUGAUAAAACUCAUCUGCGCGCUCUUGACCGCACGCGAUGGUAGGGAGGAAUUGUUCCUCACAGUCGGGGACGCGAUCGCAUCUUAUUUAGCCUACCCAGAUCCGACGACAGAGGGAAGCUGCCUGCUGUCUAGGUGGCUGGUCGGCAAAGGGUCUCAGGGCUGGCGCAGGAAGACGAAAAAGAAUGACAUGUUGGGUGCUCCAUCACACUCAAACCUCCCACUUCAAAUAUCUCCCCGAAAACGAUGGUUUCAAGCCGCAAGCACGAGACUAUGGAUCUCUACUAUCACGCUAUUCGUCUGCAUACUCGUCCUGAGCAUCUUUGCCCUCGUCAUUGCCUUUUCCUCGUCCGCCGAUGUGUCUCGCGGAACGAUCUGGGAUAACACUAUUGGCGAACCGCGCCCACAAAGUCUGAUAAACAUGCGUACUCCAGACGGCGUAAUUGGAAUAUUCGUCAUGAUUCUCCUACCCAACGGACUACAGCUCUUCGUUUCAAUCGCCUACUUCAUGCUCAAUGCUCUGAUGACCGCUAUGCUCGGAGCAGUGGAAUACAACGACUACGCCCAAAAUCGCAAACCGUUGCGCGUUUCCUGGCCCGCGGCGCCCAACGCUCCACGUACUAUCUCUCACUACCGUAUCGAUACAGCUUCCCGCUCCUGA